Molecule: messenger RNA, 1014 nt
Organism: Penicillium argentinense
Lineage: Eukaryota; Fungi; Ascomycota; Eurotiomycetes; Eurotiales; Aspergillaceae
Product: GNAT family N-acetyltransferase
Exons: 1
Coding region: 1-1014 (337 amino acids)
Biological process (GO): mitotic sister chromatid cohesion
Cellular component (GO): NatA complex
Molecular function (GO): acyltransferase activity, transferring groups other than amino-acyl groups
Source: RefSeq, a predicted model, not a curated record
AUGGCAUACCAGUUCUUUGCGAAAGCCCCAGGGAAACCGUCCUCUUCGUCGCCGGUGCCUCCACGGCAAACACAAGGCCAUCCCCCCAUUCACCCUCCGGCCCUGCAACCGCCCAAGUCCGCUGUCGCAAAGCCCCGACCAGUCGCGGAGCCCUUUGAGCCGUACCCGCAUGCAAUUCCCGCAGGCUAUGCGACAUCUCACCCUCAUGUCACAGUCGAGACGGUUGGAACCGCGCACAUACCAUCGUUGACGCGCAUUACGGGUCUAUUGCUGCCCAUUCGCUACCCAAACUCAUUUUACACAGCCACCAUUACGGACCCUGUCAUCGCGUCUUUGUCACGCGUUGCGAUCUACCAUGACCACCCGGUGGCCGCUGUGCCAGACUCGAAUACCUCGACGGAGCCCGGCAAAGUGAUAGGGGGUAUCCGGUGUCGACUAGAGAGGCAAGACCCCGCGGGGGAUCAAAGCGAACAGGGAACGACUCUCUACAUCCAAACCCUGCACCUUCUUUCGCCGUACCGAGGCUAUGGUGUUGCGGCAGCCCUGUUGAACUCGCUGCUCUUCGAAGUAUCUCCGGGGUUGAAGAAGCAACAUCGGGUCUCGCAGUUAGUGAAGCACUAUCAUAUACGCCGAGUGACAGCUCAUGUCCACGAAACAAAUGAGGAUGGGCUGAGAUGGUAUACUGCGCGAGGGUUUGAGGUCCAGGAGGGUGUUGUGGAAGGCUACUAUCGACGUCUGAACCCAUCGGGCGCGAGAAUCGUCAAGCUUGACUUAGAGUGGCAGGACGAGAAUGAACAGGCCGAUGUGGCCAAUAAUAAGGACGAAGAGGUGCUCCAAAGCACAACUCGCAGCGAUCCAGAUGAUGAAGACUGGGAGAAAGUUGAAGCAAAGGAUGGAGAUGAAGGCGAUCAUGGGGUCCAGCCUUUGCCCGAUUCACAAUCUUUUGACGAAAAUACCCCCUCAAAGAAACGCAAGGCAGAGGACGAGAAGGGCAAUGCACCGCAAAGAAGGUGA